ACAUUAUAGCAUCCCUCGCAAGAAUAAAAUAAAAAAUAAGAGUUACAAAUUCUCAGUGAACUAUGAUGAACAAACCGGAAAUCAUAUAAUGCGAUCGUUAGGGUUUAACCAAUACGACGCCGUAUCCUCACUAUCAUUAUCAGCCGUCAACUGUAAAACUCCUAAAUCAAUGUCAACCGUUAGAUGGUCUCACCGAUCGUUCUCCAAGUCGCCAUCAACACCAUCACCGAAGAUCUGUUGACCAACGACAAUGGCUUCUCUCCAGUCAACCCCAACAUCUCUCGGCUCCAAGCUCCAUCUCUCAUCUCACGCAACCACACAGCGUACCCUCCCCCUCACCGUCCGAUUCCCUCGUCGCCGCAACGCCGGCGGCGGCGUGAAAAUGUCAUCGCCGGUUUCCGAAAUCUACGCGACGGCGUUGGCUGACGUGGCGAAAGCGAACAACACUCUAGAACCAACCUGCAGCGACUUGGAGAAGCUGGAGAAGACCUUCUCCGACCCGAAGGUUCUAGAGCUGUUCGUGAACCCGACGGUGGAGCUUCGGAAGAAGCGAGAGGUGAUCGACUUGAUCUCCGAGUCUUUAUCGCUGCUUCCACACACGUCCAACUUCUUGAACGUGUUGAUCGAUUCGAAUCGGAUAGAUCUAGUGAAGGAGAUCGCGAAGGAGUUCGAAGCUGUGUACAACAAGAUGACGAAGACGGAGCUCGUGGUUGUGAAGUCGGUGGUGAAGCUCGAUUCUCAGCAUCUUGCUCAGGUGGCGAAGCAUGUGCAGAGGCUCACCGGAGCUAGGAAUGUGAGAAUCAGAACGGUGAUUGACGAGAGUUUGAUAGCUGGGUUCACGAUUAGGUACGGUGGCUCAGGUUCUAAGCUUAUUGAUAUGAGUGUGAAGAAGCGGCUUGAGGAUAUCACUACUCAGGUACAAAUUGAAGGUUGAAGUUCUUUUUUUGGUUUAGUAAACAUUAUACUACUGUGUUUAGUAAGCAAUGGUUUAAAGCUUUGUUAUGCAGCAAGGUUCGAAACCAAAACAACAAACCGAUA
This is a messenger RNA of Brassica oleracea var. oleracea, 1038 nucleotides long. Its product is annotated as ATP synthase subunit delta, chloroplastic-like. Gene Ontology annotation, cellular component: chloroplast thylakoid membrane. The transcript has a single exon. Bases 251 to 934 code for a protein of 227 amino acids. The record is from RefSeq and is a predicted model, not a curated record. Gene Ontology annotation, molecular function: proton-transporting ATP synthase activity, rotational mechanism. Lineage: Eukaryota; Viridiplantae; Streptophyta; Magnoliopsida; Brassicales; Brassicaceae. Gene Ontology annotation, biological process: photosynthetic electron transport in photosystem II; proton motive force-driven ATP synthesis; photosynthetic electron transport in photosystem I.